Molecule: messenger RNA, 2413 nt
Organism: Thamnophis elegans (Western terrestrial garter snake)
Lineage: Eukaryota; Metazoa; Chordata; Lepidosauria; Squamata; Natricidae
Gene: BIN2
Product: bridging integrator 2
Exons: 13
Coding region: 28-1875 (615 amino acids)
Biological process (GO): podosome assembly; phagocytosis, engulfment; plasma membrane tubulation
Cellular component (GO): podosome; cytoplasm; phagocytic cup
Molecular function (GO): protein binding; phospholipid binding
Source: RefSeq, a predicted model, not a curated record
ACAGAAGUUGCACAGCAAGACUCAGCCAUGGCAGAAGGCAAAACAGGAGGUGCCGGCCUGUUUGCCAAGCGGGUUCAAAAGCAGUUCAGCCGAGCUCAAGAAAAGGUUCUACAGAAACUGGGGAAAACCGUGGAAACAAAAGAUGAACAAUUUGAACAAAGUGCCUAUAAUUUCCAGCAGCAGCAGAUUGAAGGGCAAAAACUCUACAAAGAGCUGAAGGCUUUCCUCAUUGCUGUGAAAGGAAUGCAUGAAAGCUCCAAGAAAGUAUCUGAAACACUGCAAGAAAUUUACUGUGAUGAAUGGAAUGGACAUGAAGAAUUGAAGGCCAUAGUUCAGAGCAAUGAUCUUCUAUGGGAAGAUUAUGAGGAAAAACUGGCAGACCAAGCGAUCAGGACCAUGGACAACUACUUGAGUCAGUUCAAUGAAAUUAAAGAGCGAAUUGCCAAGAGAGGACGGAAACUGGUGGAUUAUGAUAUCAGCAGACAUCACUUGGAAACCCUUCAGAAUGCCAAAAAGAAAGAUGAGGUUAAAAUUGCUAAGGCUGAAGAGGAGUUCUAUAAAGCCCAAACUGUCUUUGAGGAACUCAAUAAAGAACUACGAGAAGAACUGCCGGUCCUUUACAACAGUCGAAUUGCAUGCUAUGUGACAAUAUUCCAGAAUAUUUCCAAUUUGAGAGAUAUCUUCUACAAGGAAAUGAGUAAGCUAAACCAUGACUUGUAUGAUGUAAUGAGCAAACUGGAGAACCAACAUUCCAAUAAAGUUUUCAUCAUUAAAGGGGUCUCCAGCAACAGAGGCUCUUUGGUUAUUUCAUCCCCAGUAAGCCCAACUAGCAACUCUUUUCUACCAGCAGAGAAUAGCAUAAAUGAGAUCUCCACAUCUCUCCUUGCCCCAAAUCAAGAAACAGAAACUAUUUCAGCCACCAAGGUGGCAUCCACAACUGUAUAUGAUGAUGAAGCAAAAGAAGAGGUCAAAGGAUUGCAAAAUGAGGCUGACCAGGGUGCCGAGUCAGGCUCUCAGGCUGCUAGUGGAACAGAAGGCAAACAGCAAGAGACCCAACUGGAAGAGCUUGAGGCUGCUUCCGGCAGGACCCUUGAGGCAGUGGCAAAGAAGCUUGCAGCUGAGAUUUUAUCACAGGCAAUGGUUGAAGCUGCUGACAAGAGGCAGAGCCUUUCUACAGAUUCCAAAGAUCCUGAACAACAGCCCUUCUUGGAGAAAAACAUUGAAGCCAAUGAUACACCUGGAACAGGGGAUGGUUCCUCACCCCAGGCAAAGGAUGAAAUCCCAACUCUACUGAAACCCGACCUUGAGCUUGCCGAAGAGAUCCAGGGUGAGAUACAGAUUGAGAAAGCGAAUGGUCAGAACCACAAAGGGCCACCUGAGGAGAGUUCUUCUUGCCCUGAAGAUGAUCCCCAAGAUCUUCCCUCUUCAACCAAAGAGGAAGGAGACUCAGAAGAAGUCCCAUCUGCAACUGAUGAAUCUGCUCCACCCAAUACGGAGACAGAUGAAAUUAGCCACAGCUGCAGAGAUGUAGAAGAUGAUAACAGUAGCAGUGAAGGAAGCAUGGAAGAAAUUGAGAUUUCCCCCAAGGGUACCAAUUCUCAGAUCAUUGCAAGUUUUUUCCCAGAAGCUAAAGAAGAGAAUGAGAACAAGCUACCCUUGGGAUUCCUAUUCAAGGCUCAAGCAACUCAAGCUUCAGAAGAUGACAAUCACCUUCAGUUUGGAGAAGGAGAUAUCAUACUUGUGAUAUCAGACAUUCAAGCAGAGGAAAAAGGAUUUUGGAUGGGAGUAAAAGAAAGUGACUGGAAGGAAAAUCAAGAUAUGCUGCAGAAAGGCAUUUUCCCCCAGGACCUCAUCAGAGCGGUCCCUCUGAAAUAAGCUCAAAAGCAACAGAAGGAAGGAAGGAAGGAAGGAAGGAAGGAAGGAAGGAAGGAAGGAAGGAAGGAAGGAAGGAAGCCACAUUUUCCAAAAUCUAGUUUUCUAUAAUUAUUAAAUCAUUUUUUUCUCCAGUCCAUCUGCCUCACAUCAGUAUAAUACCAUGCAGGUGGCAAUAUUUAUAUUAUAUGUGAAUUGAAUAAUAUGAGUUCCAUCUAUUAUAAGUCAGAAACUGGCAAUCUUUGAAAGAAAUUUGUCCUUCUGAAGCCUCUGCCUCAGAAGUACUUUUCUAAAAUGGAACAUCACCAUAAAUAGAAUAGCUGAUAGCCUACUUAUACAGUUGUGGUUUCUGGACCAUUUACUCACACUGACUCCUCAAGGAAGUCCUCCAUUUAAGCUAGUUGCAAUUUCGUUGCAUUCAUUUACUGGAAAAACUAAUACAAUUAAUAAUUGCAGUUCAAUGAUGCUUUUCUAGAAUAAGUUAAAUGAUUAUUUGGAGAAUGGAAAAAGUAAGAAAGAGGAUUAAUUUCUAUUCUGUAAG